UUACCACCGUGACACAGUGUCAGUGGGCACAGGACUCUGAGCACUGCGACGUCUGCUGGGCGUCAAGCAGAACACACUUGUAUUGAUGGGCAGAAGAUCUGGCGAACAGACGUGUUGAUGAAAUGAACAGAUACAUUGAUGAUCAAGAUUUGUUGAUGAACAAACAGAUAAUUUGAUGAGUGAAUGCAUUGAUUAAAUGAACAGACGUGUUGAUGAAAUGGAACAGACGUGUUGAUGAUCAAGAUUUAUUGAUGAACAAACAGAUAAUUUGAUGAGUGGAUGUAUUGAUUAAAUGAACAGACGUGUUGAUGAAAUGGAACAGACAUCUUGAUGAAAUUAACAUGUGUUGAUGAAAUGAACAGACACAUUGAUGAGCAAGAUUUGUUGAUGAACAGAGAUAAUUUGUAUGAGUUGAUGCAUUGAUUAAAUAAUCAGACAUGUUGAUGAACAGGAUCUGUUGAUGAACAAAACAGAUCAUUUGAUGAGUGGAUGCAUUGAUGAACAAGCAAAUGUGUUCAUGAACAAGAUAGCUGUGACACAUUAAUUCAGAGAACAGGAAGUGUACAUUAGAUAAAACAGAAAACAUUUCCUGCAACAUUGGCUAUGUUUUAUUUCAAACAUCUAUAAAGAUCUGUGGCAGAGGUUGUAAACAGAUACAAAGGAAUGACAUCUGGAAGAUUGAUAACUGCGACAUAUUAAUUCUGAGGAUACACAAUAUUUGGGGUAUACAGGAAGCGCACAUUUUCUUGAAACUUAGACUGUACUUUUGUUUUGAAAAUCUGUUCUGCGGAGGCGGUUGUAAGCAGGCGUAAAAAAAUGACGGCUGAUUGAUAGCUAUGACAUAUUACUUCUGAGGUCAGAAACUGUGUGUUAUGAAACAAGUGAGCCUAUUCUCUUUAACAGAGGUUAUACGUGUAUUCUUAGGUGAAAACACUGGAAUAGCAAGAACCUUCUGAAGUUGCCUCUUGUUUUUAUUCUGGAACCUUUUGUUGUUGUUGUUGUUGUUGUUGUCAUCAGACUGCAGAUGUUUUAAAAAUAUUUUAUUUGAUUGAUGAUUCCAUAUAUUAACCAAGUUAUUUGAAUUAUAUAUUCUCGAACAAAAUAUUGUUCAGAUACUAAAAUACUACUUAUUUUUCUCAGUACACUGGCACUUUAGGAAAAAUGCUAAGGUGUAUAUUUUGACAUUAUAAUUACAUCUUUAUGUGACAGCAUUUGAAAAGUUCAGAAGAUUUGACAAUUGAGGAUUUUUUGUCACAACAAACACUGAAGGUGUAUUUUUGACAUUAUAAUUACAUCUUUAUGUGAAAACAUUUGAACACUUCAGAAGAUUUGAGGAUUGAGGAUUCAGUCAUCAUGACAGACACUGAUUGAUCAUAUAGGUGGAUCAGACUGAUGACAUUUGGUGGAUUGAAUGUGAGUGAAUGUCUUUUAGUUCAUUCAGUACAAGUUUGUUGACAUUUCAGCAGUGAAUGUCUCUUGAGACAGAAAGGAUAGAAACCAGACAGAGAUUUUCUCAUGUGGUUGAACAGAUCGAAUCACUCAUCCAGAGGAAUUCAGUUUAUUGUGGAGAAACCUUGUGGAGAAAUUUUGUGAAGAAAUUUGUAAAUUUAUCACCUUCACACAUUUGACUGGAAAAUAUGUGGAUAUCACUAAUAGAUUGUUGAAUGGAAUUCACUUGAAUAUAUUAUAUACCACUACCUUUUUCUUGAACAUCGGGCAAAUUUUUCAUUUGCUAAAUUUAUUUUAAAGCUUAAUAUCUUAACAUGUCUCAUUGCUGAGGACAUAUUGAAGGUGGUAUGAUUUAUCCUUCGAUGUUAGUUUGAUCAAGCUGAUAACAUAGGUUUAUUUUAGAGAUUGUUUUUCAGUGAUACAGUUUAUUUAUAUGUGUACGAAGUAUUCAGUUUCACAAAGCCUAUUUGUUCAUUGGAUUGUGCUGUACCUAUUCAGCUGUGGAGUACGUUGUAACCAUAGAUACACUGGACAUUACAAGCAAACUGACUAAAUUCUAUAUAGAGAUAUAAGAAUUAUGUAACAUCAAUAGCAACAACAACAAAUAAUAAUAACAAGAGUGACUCCCAAUAGCAAAUUUAUUAUUUGUACUAUAGAGUAUCACUAAACAUUUAAUUUAUUUCUUGGAAUAUAUAUAUAAAAGACAAUGAAGCUGAAAAAGAAGAGAUUCCCGCGUUCGUUCAGUAAGAAGAAGAAACAGAAGGACGUUGAGGAGACAGAGCCCGACAUCUCCGCGAUCAUCUCACCCAUCACCCCCGCCACGUUCUUCGACCAUCCCUUCCCCCGCGAUGCUGAAAAUGCCGACUCUGCCAUGUCUACAUCUCCGCUGUCUUCAACAUCGCCCGUCUGUAUGUCGCCGACCUGCAUCUCACCCGUCUGUGUCUCACCUUCCUGUGCCUCGCCUUCAACAGACGACGGAAUCGAUGGAGAUAUAUCCGAACUCUUCACGGAGCUAAUCAAGGAGGUAGAAUUCAAUGAUGCCCGUGAACGGGAGUUGAAUUUCGACAGAUUCACGUUGGAUACGAUUUCGUCGUGUUCCGUUUCGAGUUCCCCCGAUCUAGAGCUUCAGGAGCUUGAGAACGAUAUUUUUCUGAAUCUCUCGGAGAAACAGGGGAAGGAAGCAGAAGAGAAUGGAUGCGAGAUUGCUGCAGCUAAAGAUGGUGUGCCCGAUUUGGAGAAGAGUGAGGCGGUUAAGCACAGUUUGAAUAGCGUGUGCACGUGCAGUAAAGUCUGUUUCAAGAUGGUGGAGGUGAAGCACGUUGAGAUCAAACCUCAGAGUGAUGGAAACCCUGAAACCUGUUUGGUGAUCAGUACUUGCAAAGCAAUGAUUUGCCACCAUCCAGAAUGUUCUGAGAACAACGGUGAUCGGCCCCUGUUGUUAUGCAAACAGUGUGACAUCAGUAUCCAUAGUAACUCCGAUUCCAGUGGCCACCUUGUACUUGAUGCACCAAAGAAACGCAAGCCAGUUAUCCAGCAGCAGCACAGUUCAUCUGAGACAAAGGUUCAGAGUCUAAGUGAGGUGGACACAGAAGACGAAGACACGGUUGAUGGAUUCUACGUCAAGAAGAGCGAGUCCCAGAAACGGGCUCGCAUUCCAGGUCCCCACGAAACAAGACUGAAGAGGAAAAAGGCUUACAAGAAAAAGAGUUUAAGUAAAAAUGAUAGUUUUCUAAACCAGAGCUCCAACUUGGGUGUUGUUAUGGCCAACAGCACCGGUGAUGCUAAUGAAUGUGCCAAGGAUGAAAAUAUCAUCGUCAAUGGCGAUCCGGGUCUUCCGCCAGCUGGAAACAGGGUGUUGAGAUCAGGGUCAAAGAGUUUGUCGGAUUGUUUUACCCUGAAGUUUGAGAGCAACAACAAUGCUAUGCAGGAUAUAGAAAUUGUAACAGCUAUCCAAGGCAUUAACCUCAGGGAGAUACUGAUUCCGAUGUUGGAGCGCCGAGGUCUCGACAUUAUCACCGUGGAUGCCUUCGUGGAGCAGUCGAAGACGCCAUUACCGCUCAACUGUGACACGUUCCGCCUCGCCGGCAGUACAGUGCAUAUCCGGGUCGGCAAUCCAAAGAAAGAUGUGCCGGACACAGUCAUCACGAGAACUUCCACCAGCAGCAAACCAAGCAAUGCCUCCAAGACAAACAGCUCGAAAAACAAUAAAUCAGGGAAAAAUACUCGAAGAGAAUCCAUAACCACAGUCCCCACCCUCCUCGAACCUCCCCCUGUCAAGCAGCGUCGCGGUUCUCUGCAAUUCUUCAGUAUAUCCAAGAACGAGAACGGAAAAUCCGGUGAUGGUUUGAGAGUUUAUGACGAUUCCUUUGGGAGUUUAUCACGUCGCCGUGGUAACAACCUUUCGAUCGAUGACUCGUUCACGGUACCAUCGACGAGCCCGCACGGAACUCUUACAUUUAGGGAGGACAGAAAGAGCAAGGAAAAGGCACAGAAUAAAUUAUCACAACUCUUCACGCCUCUUAGUAAGGACCGUGAGAAGAUCGACCAGCUAAAUGAGAUUCUCAGUGGUUACAGUUUGAAUGGCUUACCGAGCUGCCCGCCACUGCUGGCCUUGGAUCGCAUCCCCUUCGAUGAGAAAGUCUUCCAGUUGGAGCCACAUUGGAGCUGUAUUGUCGACAAUGCAUCGUCAUUAACAAAGAGGCAACACGAUCAACAAGAAGCAAUAUGGGAACUAUUGCAAACAGAAAUCUCUUAUAUCAGUCAGCUCAGGGUUAUAACAGAUGUCUUCCAAGUUAGUCUUUUGAAUUUACAGGCAUCACAGUUAUUGAAUGAGAUUGAAACCGAGAAGUUAUUCUGCAAUAUCGACGCAAUCUGUGAUGUGAACCGCCAGUUCUGGGAGCAUUACCUGCUCAGAGUGCUCAAUGAGGCACGACACUCACGAAAACCGCUCAAUCCAUCCCUGCUCAAACAAGGUUUUACUAAGGAGUUCAGCACGUUGUUUCAACCUUACCUCAAGUACUGCAUGGAGCAAAGACCAUGUGUAGAGUAUGUGAAAUCUCGCUGCAAUGAAAAUGAUCUCUUUAAGAUUUUCGUCACGUGGGCGGAGGCCCAAAAGCAGUGCAAUCGUCUGAGUCUAACGGCGCUGUUGGUGCAGCCGAUGCAGCGACUCACCAAGUAUUCUCUCCUCAUCCAAGCCAUCCUCCGCAAAACAGAGGACGACAGACACCGCAAGGAUCUCCUUGAAAUGAUUGCGAGUGUGGACAAGUUUGUGAUGUCGAUCAACAACAAGAUGAACGACAAACUGAACCAGGAGAGGCUUGUAGCCGUGGUGGGGAAGAUCGAGCCGUACGAUGCUGUCGAACCACCCAGUGAAGAGUGCUCCAAGUAUAUAAGUGACUAUAACCAGAACUUCGACCUCCUGUCUCCGAUGCCUGGUUUUAGCGAUAGUAAGAGUCGGGCUCUCCUCUACCACUCCGCACUCCGCAUGAAGGAGUCACAAGCAAGUCGGAUGGACGUGGACUGCUUCCUGUUCACGGACCUGCUGCUGUUGUGCAAGUCUAACAAGCGGAUGGACAAAUACAAGAUCACCAAACCACCCAUGAGACUCGACCGAAUCAUCAUACACGAACUCAAGGAUAAAGGAAGUUUCCUGCUCAUCUAUUUGAAUGAGUACCAUGUGCCAACAGCCUCAUUCACGUUUCACGGUGACCCGAUGGCAGUACGCAUGUGGCUGGAACAGCUGAAGAACGCACAGGAGGCGUACGAGAAGGAAAAAUCGAAGCGAGUGAACCAGGCUCCGACUGUGCAGGAAGAGGUUCUGUACACAUCUCUCCAUGGAUAUCCCAUGAGCACCUCCAUCAGCAUGCUGACUCGCACGGAGAGCAUCGAGUCGACGGAGGGCAAAUUCAUCCCGAAUCUGGCGACCCACAGCAUGUCGGUUCCGAACCAGAACGGGCACUGCACCACGUCUCACAGGGACGGUCAGGACAUCGUUCGUUCCGGGUCGCUGAGCAAUAUCGUGGGACAUGCCACCAUGGUGCAGCAACAACGACAGUUAUCGCAGAGCGAGCGCGGGACGCUGUCGUCGCCCGAACACUCCCCAUCUCCGGGGAAGAGGAACCGCCCGGUUACGGUCAGUCUGUCAACACCGGUGAUGUCGGACACGUUCGAAUUGUUCGCUACUGACAUUCAGAUUCAGUCGGAUGUCGAGAUUCGAACUGAGGCUCCUCCACCUUCUCCUCCUCCUGUCGUUUCGUGUGUGACAGACGAAUCGGUCGUCGACGAGGAAACGAAAUUAAAACUGAACCAGCGCCGGACAUCGCGGACGGAGAAGCGCUACUACACGGUGGACUCGGUUCAGGAGCUGCACAAGCAGCGUGACAAGGACAACAGCAUUCACAAACGGCUGUCAUGGAACCUGGGCACCAAGCUGGAGGAGCAGCGGCUGAAGGACAAGACGAAGAGCUGCGACUCCAUCCGCAGCAUCCCCAGCUCCAGCGGAUUCAGCUCCUCUGGCUCGCUGCAGAACCCCGAGUCAGAGAUCUGUGAGGAGAUGGAGUCCGGUGGCACGAACCAUGACAUUCACGAUCUGUCGUCGUACUCGCUCGGACCUGACGACGGGAUGAUGCAUUUGACGCACGAGUCUAAACGCAACUGUAAGUCGACGUCGGAUAUUGUGACGCUGCUGCAGGAAUUGAAGACGAGCGACGUGGAGGAAGGGAUCUCGUCGGUGGAUCUGCCCACGUUUCAGAUGGACAAGAGAAAACUGUCGCACGCGCAGAUUCUCAAGAUGAAGAAGCAGCUUCUACUCAACUCCAAUGUGGAGGCGUCGGAGGUGUAGCAGCUUCUCCUUACUUAAUGACUCGCAGCUUAUAACACACAAAGUGCUUUCAUCCUUCACUUUACACAGGACUGUUUCCAUGGUUACUGCUUAGUGAUCAAGUGCUUAACAAACCACAAACACACUUCCUUUCUUCCUAAAAGUGCAAAUAGGAAAGAGUUAAUAUUUAUCUGCCUUCUGAUUGGCCAGUGUGACUCCCAAAUGGAGAAUCAGUAAUGCUGAUUGGUUGGUGUGGAAUAUAUAUAUAUAUUAUACAAGUAGAAAAUCAGUUAUUCUGAUGGGCUAAUAUGGAAUUCAAAUAAAGAUGGAUAAUGCAGAUUGGUCAACGUGGAAUUUUAAAAAGAAAAUUCAGUGAUGCUGAUUGGUCAGUAUGGAAUUUAAACAGAGAAUUCGGUUACGCUGAUUGGUCAGUAUGGAAUUUAAACAGAGAAUUCAGUUAUACUGAUUAGUCGGUGUGAAAAAUAAACACAAAUGGCUUGCAACACUAGUGGAGUGUGUUGGCUGUUGAAAAUGACUGAUGUGGAUAUUACAUCAUCAUGGCUAAGCCGUUGAACCAGAUAUGUGAGUUUCAUUUGUUAGACAGAAUCGAAUCCAGAGGAACAGUUGUUGGUGGAGAUGUGUGGUGUAGAUGGGGGGCUGAUGUCCCAAAAUGCAUUCUUAUCAAUGGACAAGGAUAUGCAGGGUCUCCCCCAGAACCCCUUCUAGAUCCACUCUUGUUAUUUAUAUAUCAUCACAAAGAUACACCCAACAACCAUGUUGAGUGUUUCAAGAUAUCAAUAAUAGCUUGCAAUAAUUGGAAUUAAUAUAGUUGAUCAAAUUGUGUGAUAUAAUGAUGAAAAAUGGCAGUUUAGAAAAUUAUUUAGAUGAUUGGAAAUCCUAACAGUGUGGUGGACCAAAUUGCCUUGCAAGACUGAGGCAUCCAUGUGGAAUAUGUGUAAUAAUAUUAUUAUUAAGAGUUCUUAACAGUUAUUAACAUGUUCAGGAUCAUACAUAGUGUAUUACUUGGGGUAUUGUGGGUUACCUUCUAUACAUGAAAACAUAUAUCAAAAAUGUUGAUAUGAUAAGUAAUAUUUAUAUCAACAUUCUUGUUUUGUUUGAAAGUCUACACAAGCAUUAUCUCCCUCCCCCACUCUGGCAUUAUCUCCCCCCACCAGUGUACAGAAUGUAUGCUUGUGAAAAAUGUUAAUUAUGAACCACUGUAAGAUAUAAAACCCUAUUCCAAAUAAACAUGAAUUCAACCUGUUCAAAAUCCGUAGUAUUACAGAGCAAAAUGUCUUAAAAGAAUGAGCCAUUAUUAAAAUGCACUUGCUGGACUACUUAGUGUACCAGAGCAAAAAAUCUUAAAAGAAUGAGUCAUUAAAAAUACACUAGUUGAACUCUGUUAAUUGUUCAAGAGCAAAAUGUCUUGAAAUAAUGAGUUGCUAUUAACUUUUAUUAACUGGACUCUUUAUUUCUAUAAAUCAGUGUUCAAAAUAGAAGGCAGAAUCUGUAAUUUAUUCAUUAUUAUUGUUUACCUUAAUCUACGCUUGUAAAGCAAAUAGUCUGGAAAGACUGAGUGAUCAGUUAAACAUACCUGUAACUGGGGGUUUUCCAUUUUAAUCAGAUAAACAAGGAGUUAGAACAUUCUGUUAUACUCCACAUUGCAUACAAUGAUUUUAAGACACAUUUUUAUAUUUAAAUACAAUUUUUUAAUUGUUUUUCUGCUGUUAAAAUAUAUAAAUUUCAUAGUCUUCUUGGCACAAUACUGACAUUGGUGCCAGGACAACCCAGCUACAUGCACGGAUAUGUGAGACAAAUGUUAAUACAGCCAACAACUCUUCGUUGUUAUAUUUAAGAGGGUGAGUGCUUGCAAACAAUUUGACUGGUUUCCAUUCCUGUAAAGAGAUUGUCCGGAGUUUUCAGCCAGUGUUGAGAUAUUUCCACCUAAUGCUAGAAUCAGACUAUCAACUGUCAUGACAGAGUUGACCAACUCUCCAUUGUCACAACUUCUACGACUGUCCUGUUGCUAGUCUGAGUGCUCUUACAACUGCAUUAUUGUUGUAUACAGCUGCUACAACCAGUUAACUAUUAAUGUGAGUGUACCUGACGUAAGUUGAGAAAAUUACAAUGCAACCAUCAAAAGUUAGCCAACUUUGUUGUGACAGUUGAUAGUCUGAUGAUCCUGGUAUAACAGAGCCUUUUUAAUAUGUAAUUUUCAAGCACUUUAUCUGGUAUAAAUGUGUCAUUUGUUAAGCUUUCACAGUCGCAAAUGUAAUAUCAGCUGUCAUUUUAUCUGACAUAAAAAGAAAGAAAGUAUUUCUGUGUUGAAUCAAUUCCAUGCUGUACAUUUCAAAAUGCAUAUCUUAUAUACAUUGAAACUUGUUUAAUUUGGACCGUGAACAAACCAGAAUACUGUCAAAACCGGCUCAGUUUCUAGGUCCUGAAUUUUAAAAAUUCAAAAAUGCGACCCUCUGAACACCAGAUCCAGUCUAAUUCGUGUAAAUAUUUAGUUUUCGGCAUGAUCUGGUUUAGACCCCACACAGUAUGUAUGUGCUUACAUACAAACCUAACAGUAACAUCAACAGUUGCUAGAACACCAUCAUGUUUUCCCGCUAAAAGAUAAUAUCCAUUUUGACUAUUCAAAGGAAAUUCGGUGACAACAUUUAUACAUUUUGACUUUAUUUGAAAAUCCGUAAUUGGCAGAACUGUUAUGAAUUUUCAUAGUUAAAAAGGCUGACAAUGGAGGAAAACUCGGACAGUUCCUAUAACAUGCAUUUAAUUGUAGCAGGGCUUGAAAUGUCAAGUUAAAUAUGCCUUUCCCAUGUUCAGCCUUCAAAUAUUUCGCUGAUGUUCGCAAACUAUUUGAUUGGUUCCCGACAUGAUCAAUUUGUUAUCAAUCGAUAAGUACAUAAACCAGUCUAGCUGACAUUUUUCUGAUGUUCGCAAACUUUUUGAUUGGUUCCCGACAUGAUCAAUUUGUUAUCAAUCGAUAAGCACAUAAACCAGUCUAGCUGACAUUUUUCUGCUCAGUCUGGCUGAACUGUUUGUUUUCAUAACAGCAGGUCAAAAGAAAUAUGUUCUGCUAAGAAACAAAUAUGGCCUGCUGGAAAUGAAGGGUUCUAAUGGAUACAGUGUGUGGAAAAUCGGAAUGUCUGAGAUGUAUUUUAGAGCAUUAUGGAAUUAAAAUAUGACAGAAUCUUGAGCUAAACGGCAGAUGAGAUAACUGUACCUACAUCUGUCUCUUUGAAAAUAACCUGCAAUUUGUUUGUGCUUUUAGUCGGUGAAUUUUCUUUUCCUUUUUAAAAAAAGAGGCCUACUUUUCGGUUUUUCGCAGGCCGUUGUUUCAAGCCCUGCUGUAGGUGUGAAAACCAGUCUAGCUAGCUCUCCACCUCCUGAACAUGUCUCUGGUGAACUCCUCACAUUUCAAGAUAAUCGUUUCUGUCGGUAACAUUCACCUGUUCUCAGCAAUACUCAGGAAUUCUGUAUUCAUAAUUAAUGCAAAUAGUUUUUGCUAUCAAACUGAUAACAGUUUUUUGUUUUGUUUAAUGACACCAUUAGAGCACAUUGGUUUAGUAAUCAUUGGCUGUUGGAUGUCAAACAUUUGGUAAUUUUGACAUAUAGUCUUCAAAAAGGAAACCUGCUACAUUUUUCGAUUAGUAACGAGGAAUCUUUUAUAUGCACCACUAGACAAUGGAGUCAUGGUGCACUGGCCAAGAUAUAGCCCUCUAAACCAGGCACACUCGGGACCAAGAAAAAAGUCUGGUUUUAAGAGGGAUUGGGUUUAGAGAGGCUCUCUUCCAUACAGAUAUUCAGAAAGGGUCCACAAAAAAACGUCCGGUUUUGAGGGAAGUCCGGUUUUGACAGGUUUCACUGCACUAGUGUUUUUUGAAAAAAACCCACAAAAAAACCAUGUUGAUGUCUCACUCAUUUCAUAUAAUACAUUCUUAAGAUUCUUAAAUAAUCGACAUAUCAGAUAAACAUAAAAUUUCAUAUACAGAUAUAUAUAACUUACAAUGUAAACCUAACUAAGAUACAGGCCUGUACGAAUGAAAUAUGUAAAGGGGUCUGGCACAAUCUUUAAUUGAGGGGCUACCAUCUCUAGUGGAUGGGGACACAAGCCAGAUUUUUAUCUUUAUUUAUAUACAAGUGGGGAGCAGAGACCCUCUCCCCUUCCCUUCCAGUUCCUACAGGCCUGAGGCCUAAUUCACUAAGCUCUCGCAACUUUGCGAUCUCGCAGUGCAAUGCUACAAGACUUGCAAAGAGGAUGCUUUGUUGUCUAGCAGAGCCUAAGAGACCUUUGUGAAUUAGGCCCCUGAAGUACACAUUUAUAUGCAACUUGUAAAUGACAUUUUACGAGUUUUGAGAAACUUCUAAUGUGUACAAAGAGCACAGAAAGCUGUGACGUAAAACACAUUAAUUUCUAGUUUCUCCAUUGACAAUUGCCCAUGUGUAUUGAGAAUCUCAACUUCCAUACUUUGUAAUUCCACGUUAUGUAAACAAAAUAUUGUUAUUGGUGUACAGUUGCUGUAUAUUUAUAAAAUCGGAAAAUAAAUUUGUUUUAACCUUGAUAAAAAAAAAA
Gigantopelta aegis is the source of this 10847-nucleotide messenger RNA. Its product is annotated as pleckstrin homology domain-containing family G member 5-like. The record is from RefSeq and is a predicted model, not a curated record. NCBI's taxonomy places the organism in Eukaryota, Metazoa, Mollusca, Gastropoda, Neomphalida, Peltospiridae. Gene Ontology annotation, cellular component: axon; endocytic vesicle; plasma membrane. Gene Ontology annotation, molecular function: guanyl-nucleotide exchange factor activity. The transcript has 22 exons. Gene Ontology annotation, biological process: endothelial cell migration; Rho protein signal transduction. Bases 2156 to 6289 code for a protein of 1377 amino acids.